Messenger RNA from Camellia sinensis, 1883 nucleotides. The record is from RefSeq and is a predicted model, not a curated record. NCBI's taxonomy places the organism in Eukaryota, Viridiplantae, Streptophyta, Magnoliopsida, Ericales, Theaceae.
UGGGGUUUGUACGAUCUUGGUGUUUUGUAGUUCGUAAUUGACUAUAAAAGCAAUUAUUUUCCUUUAUUUUCUUUCUUUGUUUGCUAUUUUUUACAAGAAUUAAUUUUAUUUUAUCAAAUCAUAUGUUUUGAAAGUGUUUGAUAAAAGGCCUGGCUGAACUGCAAUUAUUGCAAUUGAAAGUCUAGGUUAUAAAUUGAAUGAAAAAAAAAUUUAUUGUCAAAUUAUUGUAGUUUGAACAGCACAAAUUGAUUAACUCAGUGUUUGGGAGGCAACUCAUUGAGGGUUAGAUAGAUCAAUCUUUCACUUAGUAUCACUGUCAAAUUGAUAUGUUAAACUAGUGGACAUUUGCAAGUAAACCCAUCUCAACUGCCCAGGAUGUAACAACUAUGUGGGGUUGGCCAGAUCAAUCCACUUUCUUGAUUUGGCUUUUGGAAGGAAACAUGUAAUUUAAAUGGGUUCAUGUGUCUUUGAAUUUUAUUUUCAUAUGUACUUGGCUUGAUACUGGCUUUAUGAGAUUAUAUUGGUUUUGUUUCUCAGUUUUUAUUUAGCUUUUGAGCCAUAUGCUUCAAAAGAAAUCUUCUUUUUUUUUCUUUGGGUGCUGUGAAUGCUUGCUUGGCCUACGUAAAAUUCUAGAUUUUUCUGUAAUUGGCAUCUCUUUUAUGUUAAUAUAUGAAUUUGUACUUUUACAGUGUAGUUAUUUGAUACUUUUAAAGGUUAGUAUCCUUAUUGUUAGGCAUCAUUUUGUGGUUUUUUCAAAGGGCUUAGUGCAGUUGUUUGUUUUACUCAUGUUGUUUGUAUCAAAUUAGAAUGGUUGAGGUAGAGCAAGAGGCAAAUAAAACCACUCUGCUAGAGGAAGCAAACCCGAAAUCCAGCGAUGAAAGGACAGAAAAUAGGAAGAAGAAAAGGAAGAGACAGUUAUUAAAGGAAGCUGCAAUGGCCGACAAACGUGGGGUUUGCUACUUAAGUCGGAUUCCUCCACACAUGGAUCCUUUGAAGCUACGACAGAUUCUCUCUCAGUAUGGAGAAAUUCAAAGAAUUUACCUUACACCUGAAGAUCCUGUGGCUCAGGUGCAUCGUAAACGAGCUGGUGGAUUUCGAGGAGUAGAAUUUUCGGAAGGGUGGGUUGAAUUUUCUAAAAGAAGUAUUUCCAAGAGGGUUGCAAAGAUGUUAAAUGGUGAACAAAUAGGUGGGAGGAAAAGGUCAGCGUUCUUUUAUGAUCUUUGGAAUAUCAAGUACUUGAGUAAAUUCAAAUGGGAUGAUCUUACUGAGGAGAUUGGUAUGGAUGUUUUUAACCAUUUGCGGCCUGUUGGGAUUUGGCUAACUCCAGAGCCAAUUCCUUACGUAAGUGCUCGUUCUUAGCCAUCAUAUCUUCUAGAUGCUGUUCGUUUCAUUUUGCUUGAUCCAUGAUCGUCUGCACAGUCUCCUGCACAGAAGUUGAGAGUGAGGUUUGAGCUACUGGGUCAAAGUUUAGGGCCCUUCGUGCAAUGAUAUUCUCCUGUCCAAGCAUGUUUCUUGGAGUAAUGUCAUCUCUUGGUGUAAUAUCGUUAGCAACUAUCGAAGGAUCAUCUCUCCCGCCUGCCAUGAACGUACUUGAGUAUUCCCACAAACGGCACCAACUGUGGUAAAGUGGUUUGGAAAUACUCUUGGAUCCAGUUAGAUGCUCUUGAUCCUCUGAUUGCUACCUGAAAAAAGGGAUGAACACUACAGUCGAGGGUGCCAGAAUUAACAUUCCGACGAACAAGGCCCACCUUCUCAUCAUCACCUUUCGCCAUCAUAUCUGGGACCCCCAGGUACGUUAGAAGCUUUUCGGCAUACUCAGCCUGCAGGCUGGAUUCUACUUGGCCUUGCUCUUGUUCAAAUGGGUUUGGCCAUGCCAAGUUAGC